UGCGGUCACAUUGUUUUGACAUUUCCAAAAGUCAAGUGCGUAUUGUUAAUAUUAUCAACUUGAUAAAAUAGAAAACAGUUGUAAAAUGGAAAAACCACGCGUUAACAAACGUAAAGAGAAGAAAGAAAAAUCCAACCACGCUAUCAAGAUCGUGGUGCGGCAUUUGCCACCAACCAUGACUGAACAAGAAUUUUUGGAGCAAGUCGAUCCAUUGCCGGAAAACGAUUCGUACUAUUUUUGUACGGCAGAUUGGUCGCUUGGCCAAGAGGCAACAUGCCGCGCAUAUAUCGACAUGUCGCGGAAGGAUAUUUCGGACGUACUGCAGUUUCGCGACCGUUUUGAUGGCUAUGUAUUUGUCGAUUCUAAAGGUGCCGAAUACGCUGCUAUUGUGGAGUACGCACCAUUUCAAUGCUUUAUGAAGAAUAAGGCACGUAAUCACGACAACAAGGUUAAUACCAUUGAAAAGGAAACUCAUUACCAGGACUUUCUACAAAAGUUGGCGGACGAACGUGAAGAGGCAUCGCGGUUAGGUGACUUGAAGAUUGAUUUUAAUAUAGAGCAGCGAUCAGAUGAUAAGGUGAAAUCUACGCCACUGCUUCAGUAUUUGGCAAACAAAAAAGAAAAACGGCGCGAGGAAGCACGUAAACGAAAUGAAGAGAAACGCAAGCAACGCGAGGAAUUAAAGUUGCUGCGUGCAGCAGAAACGCCAGAAAACAAAUCCAAGGAUGCCGCUGGUGACAAUAAAAAACCAGGCAACAAUAACAAUAAUAAUCAAAAAAAGGAAUUUAACAAGGAUGGACAAGUCCAGGAUAAAGCAAAAAAUUCGCGUUCCAAGCGUCGCACAGAACGCGAUCAACGUCGACGUGAAGAGCAUGAGCAACGAAAGUUGGCGCGAGAUCGUGAGCAGCGGGAUAAAAAGAAACCUGAGCGAACUGAAAGACCAGAAAAAGAGAAUCCGAGUAAAAAAUCGUCAAAACCAAAUCAAGCAAAAGAACAGAAACUGAGCAGAGACGUUGUGAUUCUUAAAAAGGAAACUAUUGUUGAUUCGAGUGCUGUUGUCUCCAACACAGAUACAGAGAAAUCUGUAGAUGCUUGCAGCGAAAGGUUGGCUUCAGAUCAACAGGAUAAAGAAGAGCGCAAGCCGCCUGAGGUAUUCCCGCAGAACAGCUCUCAAGCCCCAAAUCAGCAGGAAUCUCGAAAGUCCGCAAAUCGGCGCUCGGCCGAUGAGCGUCGCAUAAGAAAUAAGGAUCGUCCAUCCAUUGCCAUAUACCAGCCUAAGGUUCGAAAUCGUCUCGGAUCCGAAGAAAAUUCUCCAAAUGACUCGAAGGAUGCCGCACUGUCAACGGAAAAGCCCGUGUUUCCAACAGUUAGCGACAGCACUGAAAUACCGGACGAGAAGUCAAAAAACAAACGAUUUGGUCGACGUAAUAAGCAAAAGAAUCCGGAUUGUAAGGAAAGUAAUGAGCGUGCUCAAAGUCAAGUCUCAAAGUCUUCCGAAAGUAGCACAAGUGCUCAUUCAACCACAUUAAAAUGAUUUAAAUUAAAUAUGUACAAUUCGCGUAUACUGCAUUUCUUUAUUAGUAAAAAUCGUUCUCCAUAUCCAUUUGAUUCGCUGAUUUCUGAUUGUUCUUGACUUGAUCCUGCGAUUGAUACAUAUGUGCUACUUGAUUGGCAUCCGUUGCAUGCUCAGCAUUCUUAUCAUCGCGGAUGCGGAUGAAUCGUGGAAAGCGUAGUGAAAUGCCACGAUCACUGUCCACAAUACCAAUGGCGGCGCGAUGAAUGGGACUUAGCGAUAAGUCAGCGCAUUUGACCUCCCAAACUUGAACAGGUUCGAACCAAGCAUCCGGCUCCAAGCUGGCAUCGUAACGGAAAUAUGAUUUGGCUCCGCUGAGGACAUGUUUGCUUAGGAACUCCGAGUGCGCACGCAAAUCCUCGUCAGUGAAGCCUUGAAUGCGAAUUCAAUUAAAAAAAAUUAAAAAUUAUCCAUUCAAUUGCUUACCUGUGCCAAUUUUACAAAUACUUUGAUAUUCUUCAUUCUCUGCAUCGUAGCAGGCCAAUAAGUAACCACCGUAUAUGCCAGUGCGUCGUCCCUUGCCUUUAUAGCCGCCGAUGACAACCAGGUCGAGAGAAUCACCAACGUUUGACAAAUAAUCCUUCUUCAAUUUCAACCAAUUUCUUGACCUUUUGGCUAUUUCAUAGGUGGCCUCCUCAUCUAGAGUUUUUUACCAUUAAGCCCUCACAGUUCCCUUUGAUGGAUUCCUCCAAGAAUUGCUGCACUUCAUCCAUAUCAUUAGUGUUAAGUGCAUUGGCAAAUUUCCAUUCUCCUUCGACCUCUUGGAAAUAUUCAAACAAAAGUUUUCGACGUUCCGAUAGUGGCUUUGUAACUAGCGAGUUGCCAUUUAUAUAAAGUAGAUCAAAAAAUGUAAACACAAACUUGCACUUUAAUUGUGGCAAUAUCAACGUUUUUCCUCUUGCGAGUAGUCAACACUUGGAAUGGCAAAAUCUGGCCACGCUCCAAAUCCCAGGCAACAAUUUCGCUGUCAAUUAUAUAUGAUUUUACGUCAUUUGUUUUCAGAAUCGCCUUACUUCGAGCAAUCAGAUCCGGAUAUUUUUCGGUAUUAUUCUCCGAAUUGCGAGAGAAAAUGCUCAUCUCACCAGAAUCGUUUAAGUGUAUUUGGGCUCUUUCGCCAUCGUAUUUCCAUUCGCAAGUGAUGUGCAUGCCACUGAAGCGUUCGAGGACUUCAUGCACACCCUUUGUUGGCUGGGCCAGCAUGGGCUUUAGCGGCAUGCCGGGAUGCAUGGGGCAACGAGUCUGUAGCUCCUUAAUAUCAUAUUUUAAUAGGGCCGGAAUUAUAAUGUCAUAGUUGGGACAUUGG
Molecule: messenger RNA, 2876 nt
Organism: Drosophila nasuta
Lineage: Eukaryota; Metazoa; Arthropoda; Insecta; Diptera; Drosophilidae
Gene: Upf3
Product: UPF3 regulator of nonsense mediated mRNA decay
Exons: 3
Coding region: 86-1534 (482 amino acids)
Biological process (GO): positive regulation of translation; nuclear-transcribed mRNA catabolic process, nonsense-mediated decay
Cellular component (GO): nucleolus; cytoplasm
Molecular function (GO): mRNA binding
Source: RefSeq, a predicted model, not a curated record